Xenia sp. Carnegie-2017 is the source of this 1967-nucleotide messenger RNA. RefSeq names its product cytochrome b-245 heavy chain-like. Gene Ontology annotation, biological process: superoxide anion generation; defense response. Lineage: Eukaryota; Metazoa; Cnidaria; Anthozoa; Malacalcyonacea; Xeniidae. The record is from RefSeq and is a predicted model, not a curated record. Gene Ontology annotation, molecular function: superoxide-generating NAD(P)H oxidase activity. Gene Ontology annotation, cellular component: plasma membrane; NADPH oxidase complex.
GGAAAAUUUGAAAUUUGACGGAAAAUGAAUCAAAUCGAUCGUAUGAAAUGGGUUCUUGUGAUAAUCUGGGUUGGAAUAAACUCUCUUAUUUUUGGUCUAACUUUUCAUCAAUACGACACCAGUAAAGAUUAUUAUUAUCUUCGUGUAUUGACCAAGUCUGGUUUGGCAUGGGCAAGAGCAUCAGCUGCAGUUAUUAAUUUCAAUUUUUUAAUUCUUCUUCCUGUCUGUCGAAACAUGUUGUCAUUUCUUGAGGUUGUUGUGGAAUGGGUCACAAUUUACAAGUUUAUUGAUAAAAAUAUCACAUUUCAUCGAGUCAUUGCCUCAUUGAUAUGUUUCUUCACCACCAUUCACAUCGGAGCGCAUCUUUUCAACUUUGAGAAUCUUAUUGAUGCUUAUGGUCGUGACUCUAAGGAUCUGCGCUUUCAUUUGAGUGAUCUGGGGGAUUCUGGGAAUGAUACUUACAUCAACCCUAUAAGAAAACAAGAUGCAGACCCUCCAACUGAAGUCUUUAAGACUGUUGCAGGUGUUUCAGGCUUUAUAAUGACAUUAGUACUGGUACUCAUGGUUACGUCAUCAACAGGACUUCUAAGACGUUCGUACUUUGAAGUCUUUUGGUUCACUCAUCAUUUAUUUAUUAUUUUCUUCGUUGGUUUGAUUGUUCAUGGCAUGCAAGGUUUAAUACGUCGACAGACAAAUGUUAAGGAACACGAUCCUGAAUUUUGUCAAUUAUCACCAAAAUGUCAAAUUGAUCCUCAUUUUGAGUCCGCGGGACCACAGUCGUGGAAGUGGAUAGUAGCUCCGUUGUCGCUAUAUUUCAUUGAAAGAUUUAUUCGUUUUCUUAGAUCUUUACAAACUGUCACUGUAACCAAGAUUGUGAAACAUCCAUCAAAUGUUAUUGAAAUUCAAAUGAAGAAAUCUGGGUUUUCAUAUUUACCUGGUCAGUAUGUGUUUCUUCAAUGUCCAAAAAUUUCUCAUUUGGAAUGGCAUCCAUUUACUCUUACCUCCAGCCCAGAGCAAGAGACGUUUUGCGUUCAUAUUCGCACUGCUGGCGACUGGACAAUUGCUCUAUCGAAUACCUGCACUGGAGGGGGAAUAGAAACAAAUAAUCUUAAUGAUCUACCAAGAAUAUCUGUCGAUGGACCAUUUGGGACCUCCAGUACUGACUAUUUUAAAUAUUCCGUUUGCAUGUUUGUUGGUGCUGGUAUUGGCGUGACGCCUUUUGCUUCUAUUUUGAAGUCGAUUUGGUAUCGUCAUGAACACAACUGUGCCUCGCUUCAGAUUAAAAAGAUAUAUUUUUACUGGAUUUGUCCUGAUACUAACGCAUUUGAAUGGUUUGCGAAUUUACUUAAUCGUCUUGAAAUCCAGAUGGUCGAAAAGGGAAACGAAGGCUUCCUUGAACUCAAAAUUUACCUCACUCGAGGAUGGUCAAAUGAAGAAGCUCGCAAUAUCAUGAUUCGGAACGAAAGACAAAAUGUCGAUGUUAUCACUGGUUUAAAACAAAAAACGCAUUUUGGUCGACCGGAAUGGAGCAAUAUCUUCAAAACAAUUUCCGAAAACAAUCCAAGCACCGAUGUUGGAGUUUUUUUCUGUGGACCAAAGACUUUGUCUCAUACUCUGCAUUCUUUAUGCGAUGAACACAGUAAAUUACACGAAGGAAUGAAGUUUCAUUAUAAUAAGGAAAAUUUCUAAAUUAUAAAUAGAAAUACUUUCGAUAUUUAUCUUACCUUACCAAGAAAUACCGUAGGAAUACUGAGAAUCCGGUGUCGUAUUUCAUAUAAACGUUACAAAUUCGUACUCUUCAAUCAUACAUUUUUAGUUGUUAUUUGACUUUUCAAAUUUUAAAUGUUUUAGAAGUACUGAUCAUGAUUUGACAUAAUAAUUAUAAUACUGAAUCAUGAAAUAAUUUUGUAAGCGAAAAUAAAAAUAGAAAUCGAAAUUGUUAUCAGUCAUGAUGACACACACGCUUA